Molecule: messenger RNA, 1313 nt
Organism: Eruca vesicaria subsp. sativa (arugula)
Lineage: Eukaryota; Viridiplantae; Streptophyta; Magnoliopsida; Brassicales; Brassicaceae
Source: the annotation of a GenBank genome assembly
AUGGGCUACAUGUGUGACUUCUGUGGUGAACAAAGAUCUAUGGUGUACUGUCGAUCCGACGCAGCUUGUCUCUGCCUCUCUUGUGACCGGAGUGUUCAUUCCGCUAAUGCAUUGUCCAAACGACAUUCUAGGACACUUGUCUGCGAGAGAUGCAAUGCUCAGCCUGCAACAGUUAGAUGUAUUGAAGAAAAGGUUUCACUCUGCCAAAACUGUGAUUGGUCAGGCCACAACAACAAUAAUUCAAAUAAUCACGAGAGGCAAAGUAUAAACUGCUACUCUGGUUGUCCUUCAAGCUCGGAGCUCGCUUCUCUCUGGUCUUUUUGCUCGGACUUAGCUGGAGAAUCCGCUUGUGAAGAAGAAAUGAGUAUGAUGAAUGUAGACGAUGAAGAUCAGGCCAAGCAAAACUGUAAUGAGGAUAAGAAAGAUGUUAUUGUUGCCUAUUCUUCAAGGCCUGAGGAAAACAGUUCUUGUUAUGGUUUGAAAGAUGUUGGAGUGUGUGAAGAUGAUUUUUAUGGGAACUUGGGUAUGGAUGAAGUUGACUUGGCACUUGAGAACUAUGAAGAACUCUUUGGAUCAGCUUUUAACUCCUCGGGACAACUCUUUGGACAAGGUGGAAUCGAUAAUCUUUUCCAGAAACAUCACCAAGCAGGAGCAGCUCCUGAGGGAGGGAGUUUGGUGCAGCUAGAUGAGAGUAAUGAUGACUCGUUCAUGAGUUCUAAAACAGAACCAAUAAUCUGUUACACGUCGAAGCCAGCACAUUCAAAUAUAUCAUUCUCUGGAGUUACAGGAGAAAGUAGUGCUGGAGAGUUUCAAGAAUGUGGUGCAUCAUCUUCCAUGCAGCUCUUGGGGGAGCCACCAUGGUAUCCUUCUCAAACAUCAGAGGAUAUUAAAUCUUGUUCAUAUUCAGUAACUCGUAAUAACGCGGUUAUGCGUUACAAGGAAAAGAAGAAGGCUCGCAAGUUUGAUAAGAGAGUGAGGUAUGCUUCUCGGAAAGCAAGAGCUGAUGUGAGAAGGCGUGUAAAGGGGAGAUUUAUCAAAGCUGGUGAAGCUUAUGACUAUGAUCCACUCACCCCAACCAGAAGCUAUUGAGUGGUAAACAAUGUAGAUAAACAUGGCCGGAAAAUCAAAACAAGAAAGGUUUUUGACUCAAGGAGAGAGAGUUCUCAAGACUAAUUCUCUGGUUUGAGAAGACACUAAGCUGAUGAUUAUUGUAAACAAGCAAAUCAUUCAUUCUUGGGAUUUAAUUGGUUUCUUUGGACACCUCAGAAACUUCAUUCUUGUUCCAUGAGUUUUGUUCUAUAGUUAAAAAAAGC